AUGGCAUAUCCACAUGAACUAAAAGAUGACUUUUUAAAUGUCCAGGAUAAGUCAAAGAAUGAAGAACUAUUAGAGGAAUCCCUUUUUCCCAUAAAAAAUAUAAAAAUUAAGGCCGAGUUAGAUUUGGAGGAGUCUUUCAGCUAUUUAAACCAACUAAAAACGUCAAAAAACCCUGAAAAUUUUAGUAUAGGAUUGACAGUAACAGAAACUAUUGGUAAAAUCAAGUUCCAUCCUCAUGAAAUGCUUCCAAAUGGUAUCAACUUUGAAAUUAAGCAGGAAUAUGAAGAGUGUGAUCCUGAUCUGGAUAAAAUUGCAGCUAUUGAUCCCAUUACCAGUUGUUUGACUGAUAUUUUCUAGGGAGAAUAUUUAUAAAUCUGAGUCUGAUACCCCACGAAUUUAUUCACAAGACAUUAAAGUUGAAAUCGAACAUGAACAGUGUGAUUCUUCUGUGAAUAAAAUGAGACAUAUUCAUCCCAAUAACAAUUAUUCAACCAAUUUUUUAACAGAGAAUAUUGAUUUACACAAAUCUGGUGCCCUUCGAAUUUCUCCACAAGGUAUUAAAGUUGAAAUUAAACAAGAACAUGAACAGUGGGAUUCUUCUAUGGUUAAUAUGAAACAUAUUCAUCCCAAUAAUAGUUAUUCAACCUAUUGCUUAAGGGAGAGUAUUGAUAGACCCAAGUCUGAUGCUUCACAAGGUAUUAAACAUGAAAUUAAACAAGAUAAUGCAGAGUGUGACUUUGUUCUGAAUACAAUUAGCAACACAUAUACUAGUCACUUAAAUACAGAAGUAAAAUUGGAAGACUUUGUUGAAGUGGAAAAUGAUUCCCAUUUAAGUAAAAUAAAAAUCAAACCUGUUAAUAGAAAAAACAAAUUAAAGGCUUUUUAUUUCACCAAAAAAUGGUUUUCUUCUGUCAAUUUAAGGAAGAAUAGACAUAAGAUUCAUAGUUGUCCUUUUUGUGGUAAAAUCUGCAUAAAGCCGUUAAUUCUUAUGUACCAUUAUAAAAUAUAUCAUUGUACAAAAAAAGCGAAAACAAAUAAACAAACUGAAAUCAAAUCAUCUUCAAUAUUAAAUGGUUUAUUAAAAAAAGAAAAGGAUCAAACGUUAAUAACUAAAGGAUCAUCAUAUGAAGGAGGUUACACUUUGGAUGAAACUAAAAUUUCAUAUAUUGGUACAAUACAUAAAAAGUUUGUAGACGAAAAUCAAUUAGAACCCAAUUUCGGCUGGCAAAAAUUAUACGAAUGCAGUAAGUGUCACAAAAAUUUUAAAAGGUGCAGUGAUUUAACAAGACAUUUGUUUAGUCAUGUUAGAGAAAGUCCAUAUACAUGUGAAGUCUGCUUUGCACAGUUUUCUACAAAUUGUUGUUACCUUAUACAUAGGCGUGUACACACUGGACAGAAACUGUAUAAAUGUCAUAUUUGCUUAAGAAAAUUCGCCCGAAUUCAUAAUUUAAUACGCCAUCAAGUAGUGCAUUCUGAUGAGAGACCAUUUGAAUGUGAACUUUGUGGAAAAAGGUUUAAAAAAGAGGAUCAUAUCGAACUACAUCACAGCAUUGUCCACUUUGGUAUUAGACCUUAUAAAUGUGACUCGUGUUCUAUGACAUUUGGUCGAUCCACCGAUUUAAGCAGACAUCAACGGGUGCACACUGGAGAAAAGAAAUAUAAAUGUAAGAUUUGCUUAAAACAGUUUGCACAUCGUCAUGCUCUGAAGACUCAUAUGCUCAUUCACACAGGACACAAGCCUUUCAAAUGUGAGAUUUGUUCAAAAGCUUUUGGCACCAAAAGGCAUUGCGAGCAACAUAUGCAUGUCCACACUAAAGACAAACAUUUUGAAUGCGGUAUCUGUCACAAGAAAUUUACAUUUUAUAGUAGUUUAUGGGCACAUACGCUUGUCCAUUCAGGAGAAAAGCGUUUUAAAUGUAGUCUCUGUUCGAAAGAUUUUGCCACUUCAAGCAAUUAUAAACAGCAUUUGUUGACACAUUCUGAUCAGAAACCUUUCCAAUGUGAAAUUUGCUCCAAAAGGUUCAGAGUAAAAGCUGGUGUGAAUAGACAUAUACUAACUCAUACUAGAGUUAAAUCAUUCGAGUGUGAGGUCUGUUUUAAGCGCUUCUCUGCUAGUUCAACACUCAGAACACACAUGCUUCUGCACGAAGACAAAGACCGUUUUAAAUGUGAAGUGUGUCAAAGAAGAAUGUCAUCAGAAAAGAGUUUAAAAGGUCAUAUGCGACAGCAUACUGGAGAAAAACCUUAUGAAUGUGACAUUUGUUUAAGAACUUUUACUGACUCAGGCAACAUGAAAAAACACAGGAAAAAACAUACAGGGAAUACAUUAAAAAAGGCUGGUACUGUUUCGUCCAUCCAAAAAUAA
This is a messenger RNA of Diabrotica balteata, 2365 nucleotides long. Lineage: Eukaryota; Metazoa; Arthropoda; Insecta; Coleoptera; Chrysomelidae. The record is from the annotation of a GenBank genome assembly.